Molecule: messenger RNA, 8382 nt
Organism: Phoenix dactylifera (date palm)
Lineage: Eukaryota; Viridiplantae; Streptophyta; Magnoliopsida; Arecales; Arecaceae
Gene: ILA
Product: putative protein kinase regulator ILITHYIA
Biological process (GO): cellular response to amino acid starvation; regulation of translation
Cellular component (GO): cytosol
Molecular function (GO): protein kinase regulator activity
Source: RefSeq, a predicted model, not a curated record
AUCCACUUCGUCGCCUGCCCUUCAAAAACCCUAGCUCUCCCCUCCGACAAGAAGGUACCCCCAUCAGGUCGUCCUCGACGGGCAUGAGGGAUCGAGGCGUCCCAAGAAAAAGCUAGAAUUCUUCUCUAUCGAUCUCUAGGGUUUCAGUUAGAGCGCAACCCAUGGAGCUUCUCAGAGCCGCGGCUGACGAGGUGUCGACGCCUUCGACGAAGGAGCGCGUUCGGAUCUUCAGAGAAACACUGCCUCCCCUUCUACAGAGCUCUGAGUUAUCAUCUGAUGUCGCAUCAUUAUUGGUUGAUAUUGUUUUCCAAACACUGCUCUUAUAUGAUGACCGACCGUCAAGAAAGGCUGUAGAUGAUUUGAUUAUUAAAGCUCUAGGGCAGACUACCUUCAUGAAGUGUUUUGCUGCAUCCCUUGUUCAGUCUAUGGAGAAGCAUUCAAAGAUUCGCAGUGCUGUAGGAAGCUACAAACUUCUCAAGUGGUCAUGCCUCCUUUUAAGAUGGAGCCAAUUUACCUCUGUUUCAAAAAGUGGGUUCUUAAGACUCGCUAUGGCACAGACAUUCCUAUGCCAAGACAUUAUGCAAGGUCCAUUCCGUAAACGUAGGGCUUGCAAGAAUAUGUUUUUUCAACUGUUCUAUGAGUCUCCUGAUAUUUAUAAGAUGUACAUAGGGGAGCUAAAGGAUUCAAGUAUUUCCAGUAGGGAUGGUGCUGGACUGAUCAAAAUAUUGCUUGAAUUUUCAAUUGCUACUCCUUCCUUGUUUGAGGAAUGCAAGCCAGUAUUCCUUGAAGUGUAUGUGAAAACAAUUCUAAAUGCAAAGGAUAGGCCAUCAAGAGCUUUUGGUGAAGCUUUUCAACCACUUCUCAUGCAUUUGGAGCAUGAAGAUUUUAAGACCCUUGUGGUUCCGUCGUCCAUCAAAAUGCUAAAACGGAAUCCAGAGAUUGUGUUGGAAUCUGUUGGAGAUUUAUUAAAAUCGGUCAAUCUUGAUUUAAGCAAGUAUGCGCUCGAAUUUCUUUCUGUUGUCCUGCCACAGGCUCGGCAUGUGGAUGAAGCAAGACGAAUGAGGGCUUUGACUAUUGUAGGCUGUUUGAGUCAAAUGUCCAGUGAUCCAGAUGCUCUGCCUUCAAUGUUCAGUGCCAUAAAAGCCAUAAUAGGAGGCUCAGAGGGAAAACUAGCAGUCCCUUUCCAGAGGAUUGGAAUGAUAAAUGCUUUACAAGAGUUGUCAAAGGCUCCAGGCGGGAAAACAUUUAACAGACUGGCUUCUUCUGUAUCUGGUUUCCUCUUAUCCUGUUACAAGGACGACGGAAGUGAGGAGGUGAAGCUGGCGAUCCUGUCGGCUUUGGCAUCUUGGUUGUCGAGGUCUGCUGAAGCUGUUCAGCCAGAUGUUGUCUCUUUUAUUGCUUUGGGCUUAAGGGAGAAGGAGACUCUAAGAAAGGGACAUCUUAGAUGUUUGCGACUCGUAUGCAAGAAUGCCGACUCAUUAACAAGGGUCUCAUCUUUACUGGAGCCUCUUGUUCAGCUAGUGAAAAUUGGUUUUAGCAAAGCAACACAAAGGUUGGAUGGAAUUUAUGCACUCUUUUCAGUAGCCAAAAUUGUCUCUAUUGAUGCCAAAGCAGAAGAAACUCUGAUGAAGGAGAAGCUUUGGGCAUUGAUUGCUCAAAAUGACUCAUCGCUGCUGCCUAUAUCUCUGGUUUCAAAAUUAUCAAAUGAAGAUUGUAUAACCUUUAUAGAUCUUCUUGGGGCUCUGCUUGUUGAACAUCCGUACAGAGUGUCAGAGUUCUUGUCUAUCAAAACCUUGUUACAGUUACUACUUUAUCUAAUAUGCCAUCCAAGUUGGGAUGUUCGCAAGGUGGCUCAUGAUGCCACCAGCAGGAUUAUCUCCUCUCUGGAUCUGGCGGUGGAACUUCUUCUUGAAUUUACAAAUUGGUUGUCAGUAAUUGGAGACAGAGUGACACUAAUGAAACUAAGUGAUUCCGAAAGCUCUACUGACACCCAAAUGCCGUUCAUUCCGUCCAUCGAAGUCUUAGUGAAAUGUUUGCUUCUGAUUGCGCCUGCAGCUGUUGCCAGUAGCCCAGGAUCUUAUUCUCGGCUUAUCUUUUGCUCACACCAUCCUUCCAUUGCUGGCGGUAGUUGCAGUAGUGGAGUUUGGAAGAGGCUCCGAAGAAGCUUGCAGAAGCAUGGAUAUGAUAUUAUUGAGAUAAUGGCUGCAAACAUUGGGACAAUUUGCAAGGAUUUACUUGGGCCAAUGGGAUUGUGGAGUUCCAAUGCUCUGGAACAGCGUGCAUCAUUAUGUGCAUUAUCAACAUUAAUGACAAUAACACCCCAUGACACAUUUUUAGAGUUUGAAAGACACUUCAGCAAGCUUCCGGACUUCUCUUUGCACGAUACUCUGUCAGAAAAUGAUAUUAAGAUUUUUAAUACUCCAGAAGGACAAUUGUCAAGUGAGCAAGGCAUAUAUGUUGCUGAGACUGUCACUGCCAAAAACAUGAAACUUGCUAAGGGUCGUUUCCGUGUUUAUGAUGAUCAAGAUGGCUUGGAGAAUGUUUCAGCUAGUCUUCCAGUUCAGAAAGAGCCAAACAAAAGAGAAGCUGCAACUACUGGGAAAAAGGAUUUAGGGAAGUCUACCAAAAAAAAUGUUCAUGUGGACAAGACGAAAACAGCAAAGGAGGAGGCAAGGGAGUUGCUACUGAAGGAGGAAGCAUCUAUUCGUGAGAAGGUUAGGUGUAUACAGAAGAAUCUCUCAGUGAUGCUAACUGCUCUUGGUGAGAUGGCUAUUGCUAAUCCCGUAUUCACACAUGGUCGGCUACCUUUACUGGUAACUUAUGUUGAGCCUUUACUACGCUCUCCAAUAGUAAGUGAUGCAGCAUUUUGCACCAUGCUAAAACUUGCAAGGUGUAUAGCCCCUCCUCUUUGUAACUGGGCUCCAGAGAUUGCUGCUGCUUCACGCAUAAUUUCUACUGAGGAUGUACAUGUAGUCUGGGAGCUUAUGCCUCAAGCUGUUGAAGGAGAAGUUCAUCAAAAGCCACCAUUGAGUUUCUUUGAGCAAAUAGUCUCAGGGUUAUCAGUGUCAUGCAAAUCCGAACCCCUUCCAGCAGAUUCCUUUACAUUUAUUUUUCCGAUUAUCGAGCAGAUUCUGUACUCUUCAAAGAAGACAGUGCUUCAUGAUGAUGUGCUUAAGAUACUAGCGAUGCACUUGGAUCCUAUAUUGCCUCUUCCCAGGCUACGGAUGCUAUCGGUUCUUUACCAUGUUUUAGGUGUUGUUCCGGCUUAUCAAGGAUUAAUUGGACCGAUGUUAAAUGAAUUAUGUUUAGGUCUGCAAGCUGAUCAGCUGUCAUCAGCUCUUUGUGGCGUCUAUGCAAAAGAUGUACAUGUGAGACUUGCCUGCUUAAAUGCUAUAAAAUGCAUUCCUUCUGUUUCUGGUCAUUCCCUACCACAGGAUUUUAAGGUUUCAACAAGUAUUUGGAUCGCUUUGCAUGAUCCAGAAAAGGCAGUCGCUGAACUGGCAGAAGAAGUAUGGGAUCGCUAUGGAUUUGAUUUUGGAACUGACUAUUCUGGUCUUUUUGAUGCACUUUCCCAUGCCAACUUUAAUGUGCGUGUGGCUGCUGCUGAGGCGUUAGCUGCAGCCUUGGAUGAAAACCCGGAUACAAUACAGGAUACACUAUCUACUUUAUUUUCUCUAUAUGUCCGAGAUCUUGGAACUGGAGACAUGGAUGAUCCCUGCUGGUUAGGGAGACAAGGUGUAGCUUUGGCACUUCACUCUGCUGCAGAUGUUUUGAGAACUAAAGAUCUUCCUGUUGUUAUGACAUUUCUGAUAUCACGUGCCCUGGCUGAUCCUAACAUGGAUGUUCGUGCCAGAAUGAUAAAUGCUGGCAUCAUGAUUAUAGACAAGCAUGGAAAAAAAAAUGUCCCUUUGCUUUUUCCUAUAUUUGAAAGUUACUUAAAUAAAAAGGCAUCAGAUGAAGAAAAAUACGAUCUCGUGAGGGAGGGUGUUGUUAUAUUCACAGGAGCCCUUGCAAAACAUUUGGCAAAGGAUGAUCCUAAAGUCCAUACUGUUGUUGAGAAGCUGUUAGACGUUCUUAACACUCCCUCGGAGGCAGUCCAGCGAGCAGUCUCUGACUGUUUAUCUCCACUUAUGGUCUCAAAUCAGGAAGAUGGCGAGGCACUUAUUUCCGAACUCCUGAAUCGAUUGAUGAAAAGUGAUAAGUAUGGGGUGCGCCGUGGUGCAGCUUUUGGACUUGCAGGGGUUGUUAAAGGCUUUGGUAUUUCAUGCUUAAAGAAGUAUGGCAUUAUAGUUUCAUUACGUGAAGGUUUGGAAGACAGAAAUUCUGCAAAGUCUCGUGAAGGAGCUUUACUUGGAUUUGAGUGCCUCUGCGAGAAGCUUGGUAGAUUGUUUGAGCCGUAUGUGAUUCAGAUGCUGCCAUUGCUUUUGGUUUCUUUCUCUGAUCAAGUUCUUGCCGUACGUGAAGCUGCUGAGUGUGCUGCUCGAGCAAUGAUGUCACAACUUACUGGUCAUGGAGUGAAGCUUAUCCUUCCUUCGCUUCUUAGGGGGCUAGAGGACAAAGCAUGGCGAACUAAGCAAAGCAGUGUACAACUGCUUGGUGCUAUGGCAUACUGUGCACCUCAGCAACUGUCUCAGUGCCUACCCAAGAUUGUUCCAAAACUGACAGAGGUUUUAACUGACACACACCCUAAAGUCCAAGCUGCGGGACAAACAGCUCUUCAGCAGGUUGGAAGUGUCAUAAAGAAUCCAGAGAUAUCUUCUAUUGUCCCAACCCUGUUGAUGGGUCUCACCGACCCUCACGAGUACACAAAGCACUCUCUUGACAUCCUUCUUCAAACAACUUUUAUCAACUCAAUAGAUGCACCAUCAUUGGCGUUGCUGGUGCCUAUUGUUCAUAGAGGCUUGAGGGAGAGGAGUGCAGACACUAAGAAAAGAGCAGCUCAGAUAGUUGGAAAUAUGUGCUCAUUGGUAACUGAACCAAAGGAUAUGAUUCCAUACAUAGGAUUGCUUCUCCCUGAAGUCAAAAAGGUUCUGGUUGAUCCUAUACCAGAAGUUCGCUCUGUUGCAGCCAGAGCUCUUGGAUCUCUUAUCAAGGGAAUGGGUGAAGAGAACUUCCCAGAUCUCGUGUCAUGGUUAUUAGAUACACUUAAAUCUGAUAGCAGUAAUGUAGAAAGGUCUGGAGCUGCCCAAGGAUUGAGCGAGGUUUUGACAGCUCUUGGUAAGGAAUAUUUUGAACGCAUUCUUCCUGACAUCAUCCGGAAUUGUUCUCAUCAAAGGGCAUAUGUUCGUGAUGGGUAUUUAACACUUUUUAAGUACUUGCCAAGGUCACUGGGUGUCAUGUUUCAGAAUUAUUUGCAAGUGGUGUUGCCUGCUAUACUAGAUGGGCUUGCCGAUGAAAAUGAAUCUGUUCGUGAUGCGGCACUCAGUGCUGGACACAUUUUUGUGGAGCAUUAUGCGAUGACGUCUUUACCUUUGUUACUUCCUGCUGUUGAGGAUGGCAUUUUUAGUGACAACUGGCGUAUUCGACAGAGUUCUGUUGAGCUUCUGGGUGAUCUUCUUUUUAAGGUUGCGGGAACAUCUGGAAAAGCAAUUCUUGAGGGUGGCAGCGAUGAUGAAGGUGCAAGUACCGAGGCUCACGGUCGUGCUAUUAUUGAUGUAUUGGGUAGGGCUAAGCGUAAUGAAGUUCUUGCUGCAGUAUAUAUGGUCCGCACUGAUGUCAGCUUGUCUGUACGGCAGGCUGCUUUGCAUGUGUGGAAGACUAUUGUGGCAAAUACUCCAAAGACUCUUAAAGAAAUUAUGCCAGUUCUAAUGAAUACGCUAAUUUCUUCUCUCGCUUCAUCUUCUUCAGAAAGACGGCAGGUUGCUGGAAGAUCUCUUGGGGAGCUUGUUAGGAAACUUGGUGAAAGAGUUUUGCCUUCUAUUAUUCCAAUUCUAUCACAAGGACUCAAGGACCCAAAUACUAGUAGAAGAAAAGGGGUAUGUAUUGGUCUUAGCGAGGUGAUGGCUAGUGCUGGUAAACACCAACUAUUGAAUUUCAUGGAUGAACUCAUCCCUACAAUUCGCACAGCUCUUUGUGAUAGCACGCCAGAGGUUCGCGAAUCUGCAGGCUUGGCAUUUAGUACUCUUUAUAAGAGUGCUGGAAUGCAAGCAAUUGAUGAAAUUGUUCCCACACUUCUGCGCUCUUUAGAAGAUGAUGAAACCUCUGAUACAGCUUUAGAUGGUCUUAAACAAAUAUUAAGUGUUAGGACUACAGCUGUCUUGCCUCAUAUCUUGCCCAAGCUGGUCCAUCUUCCCCUCUCUGCCUUUAAUGCCCAUGCGUUAGGAGCCUUAGCAGAGGUUGCUGGGCCUGGUCUAAAUUCUCAUAUUGGAACGAUCCUUCCAGCAUUGCUACUUGGAAUGGGUGAUGACAACGUGGAUGUGCAAAACUCUGCCAAGAAAGCUGCAGAAACAGUUGUGCUGGUUAUUGAUGAAGAAGGAAUUGAUUCUUUAAUCUCGGAGCUUCUUAAAGGAGUUGCUGACAAUCAGGCUUUGAUGAGAAGAGGUUCUUCCUAUCUAAUAGGAUACUUUUUCAAAAACAGCAAAUUAUAUUUGGUGGACGAAGCUCCCGACAUGAUCUCUACACUGAUUACUUUAUUAAGUGAUACAGAUUCAGCUACAGUCGCGGUUGCUUGGGAAGCUUUAGGAAGGGUUGUGGGGUCUGUUCCCAAAGAAGUUCUCUCUUCAUAUAUCAAACUAGUUCGUGAUGCUGUGUCUACAGCAAGAGACAAAGAGCGAAGAAAAAGAAAGGGAGGAUCCAUUCUUAUACCUGGGUUGUGUCUGCCAAAAGCUCUUCAACCUUUGCUUCCUAUCUUUCUUCAGGGUUUAAUUAGUGGCUCAGCUGAAGCUCGAGAGCAAGCAGCACAGGGCUUGGGCGAGUUGAUUGAUGUGACAAGUGAGCGAACACUGAAGGAGUUUGUUGUUCCGAUAACUGGGCCUCUCAUCCGAAUCAUAGGCGAUCGGUUCCCAUGGCAAGUGAAAGCAGCCAUCUUAUCAACAUUAUCCAUCAUUAUAAGCAAAGGAGGAAUUGCACUUAAGCCUUUUCUUCCACAGCUUCAAACUACAUUUGUAAAAUGCCUUCAAGAUAAUGCAAGGACGGUUCGUAGAAGUUCAGCUCUUGCUUUGGGAAAGCUUAGUGCACUAAGCACUCGAGUUGACCCAUUAGUUGGUGAUCUUCUAACUACAUUGCAGGCAUCGGAUGGUGGUGUUAGGGAAGCUGUGCUAACUGCUCUUAAUGGUGUUGUUAAGCAUGCUGGGAAGUGUGUAAGCAGUGGUACCAGAUCUCGUGUUUGCAUUCUCCUUGGAAAUAUGCUACAGGUGGAUGAUGAUGAAGUGCGGGAUACUGCAGCAAAAGUUCUAGGCACUAUAUCGCAGUACAUGGAAGAAAAUGAGUUCUUGGAUCUAUUGCAAACACUGUCUGCUUUGAGUGCAUCACCAACCUGGUUCAUUAGACAUGGCUCUAUGCUUACAUACUCUUCUAUGUCUCUUCAUAACCCAUCCAUGAUAUGCCAGUCUCCACAUUACCCAUCCCUUACAAGCCAUUUUAAGGAUGCUUUGAAGGAUGAUAAGUUCCCAAUCCGUGAAACUGUAACCAAGGCAUUGGGAAGGCUACUUCUGUAUCAGGUCCAAAAUGAAGGAAACACCAACACUACACAACUUCUGCAAUUACUUGUUUCAGCGUUGCAAGAUGAUUCCAGUGAAGUCAGGAGAAGAUCUUUAUCCAGUAUAAAAGCAGUUGCAAAGGCAAAUCCUUCUGUUGUUACAUCCAACCUUUUGAAUUUGGGCCCAGCAAUUGCAGAUUGUUUGAAGGAUGGGAAUACUCCUGUUCGAAUGGCUGCUGAACGUUGUGCCCUGCAUGUUUUCCAAUUAACAAAAGAUAAUGUUCAGGCCGCACAGAAAUAUAUCACAGGUUUAGAUGCUAGGAGAUUGGCAAAGUUUCCUGAAAACAGCGACGAAAGUGGAAACAGUGAUGAUGAUGCAGCAAACACAUGAGAUGAGCGUAGAUUUGUCAUUCAGUAGAAAUUCCCAAUCAUAAUGGGAUUUUGCACAGAUUAGACACUGUGUUUUUCUUUUGGAUACAGCCAAUUGAAGUUUUCACAUUUCAUUCUUUUGGCAGUCGGGAGAAGCUUCCGGGGAUCAAAACACCAAGUACUGAUUGCUAAGAGGUUUUUUGUAUUAUUUAUUCUGACCCUGUCCCCUCCCUCAUCCCAAGUUUUGUACUGGAUGUAUUUUGACAAAGCAUACAGCCAGGAUCCAUAGUGGAAGAAGGUUCCCUUAAUUUGUCUUGUAAAACGUUGUUUCUUAUAUUGCAAGUAAUGAGAAGCAAAUCGAGUGUUGUUGCCUCUCA